UUCUCUGACCUAGUGUACGAUAAGGUAGCUUGAGAACAAAGAUGGCGUGUUCUGUUUCUUUAAUACUCGCCGUUGCUUAUGCCCAUAAAUUACCUGUCAUCCUAACUGUCAUUGUCUUCCAUUUUUUCCCUUUUUACAUUUUAGAGCUCUGAAGAAAAUUGUGAACAAGCAACAGAAUGACUGGGACGUCUUUUUGGAGGCUACUCUAUUUUCACUGAGGUCUAAGAUGCACACCACCACAAAGGUCUCACCAUUCCGAUUGAUGUACGGAAGAGAGGCUGUGUUCCCUUCGGAAGUCCCUCCUGAAUUGCCAGUUAUCGAUGCAUAUCUGUGCCACUUCUUGGAAAAUGUACAGACACCUGUACACCAGCUUUGUGCAGUGAUUGCAUCAUCAUUGUUUGCUGGGCAGUUCCUUAGUCUCAAAAAGAUGAAAUGGCCUGUUCAGGACAUUUGGUUGUGCCCCGUGAAUUUUCGAGCACAUUGGAUUCUUGUGAUUGUGAGAAUGUCCCAAAAAACCCUUCUGCUGAUUGACCCUUUUGGUAAUGAAGGCUAUUAUGAAAGGAAAGUUCUGCGGAACUGGAGAAAUUUUUUGAAGAUGAGAGGAUUUGAUGCCCAAAAAGGACAGUGGUGUGUACAGACCUUGCAACACCAAAAGCAGCUUGAUGGCAGCAGUUGUGGGGUUCUCAUAUUGCGGUUUGCUGUGGAUUACCUUUUGAGAGGGAACAUUUCUGAGGUGCAAACAACUGAGGAAGCUGUGAGGUCUGCACGACUUGAAAUAGCGUGUGAACUACUUGAAUGUAAAGGAAAUGCAGCAGACUACUGUGUGAUUUGUUCCAUGCUGGACUCAGAUCAAGAUCACAGCUUCAUUGAAAUGGUAAAAUUUUCACAUUAAACUUGAUAACUUUGGGCAUUUGAGGACAUAUUGUUAAGAUAUUGGAUUCGCUUUCAAUAUUUACAUCUUAUAACUCUAAUUACUUACUCUAAGAAAUGUAUGCACCAUUGAACACCUUUUA
Messenger RNA from Paramormyrops kingsleyae, 1013 nucleotides. The record is from RefSeq and is a predicted model, not a curated record. NCBI's taxonomy places the organism in Eukaryota, Metazoa, Chordata, Actinopteri, Osteoglossiformes, Mormyridae.